AUGCACGGAACACUCAGCCCCAAGACCGACGAUGCCAAAAGCAAGAAUUUGGCAAGUCAAUUCAAAGUACUUUUCCAUCUCGGUGAGGGUGCCUUUGGUACUGUCAGAUUGGCCUUGCACCUGACAACCAAGGUGAUGGUCGCCGUCAAAUCGAUAGAAAUCACCAAGAAGUCCGAGAGAAUCAUCCUGGCAGAACGCGCAGCGUUGGAGACCUUAAACCAUCCGAACAUCAUCCGCCUCUUCCAGGUCCUGAUAACACCAAGCCACGUUAAUUUUAUACUCGAAUACGCUCCGGGAGGGAACUUAUCUGAUUUAACAGAGGAGAAUGGCCCACUGCAGGAGGCAGAGGCAAAGAAAAUAUUUGGUCAAGUAGUGUCUGCAGUAAAGUAUUGCCACAACAAUGACUUUAUUCACAGAGACAUUAAACCACAGAAUAUCCUCAGGGACGCGGAGGGUAACGUCAAGUUGACAGACUUUGGGCUGGCCACCAAGAUCAGGCCUGGCAGCUUCCUGAAACGGAGGUGUGGGACCAAGGUCUUUUAUGCCCCAGAACUCGUACUAGGGGAGGCUUACGACAGCAGGAAAACCGAUGUGUGGAGUUUGGGCGUGCUGCUUUAUUUCAUAAGCACUUCGUACUACCCCUUUACAGGAAACAGCGUGAAGGAGAUAGAAGAAAAUAUCGCCACAGGGACCUAUCACAUUCCACCUUACUUCUCUGGUCACCUUGAAAAUCUAAUCCACCAGAUCCUUACUGUUGCCCCAGAGAUGAGGCCCUCCGUCGAAGAUAUUGAAGAACAUCCCUGGAUACUAAAGGCUGAAGUAAACAUCCCCACUGACUCCUAUCCAGACUGCGACAUCGUAGACAGGCUCCGUGUCAUGGGGUUUAAUGCCAACGAGAUUUUGGAGUCGCUGCACAAGAGAAAGUUUGAUGAAAAAAUGGGGACCUAUUUGCUUUUACAAGAACAGGUACGCCUAGGAAUCGAGACUAUACCUACAGGUUCAGCCAAGCCUGUCAAUCCGUGCCCUACGCCACCCCCAUCGCCAGCACAUGCCUCUAGCCCUGGCCUUCCCCUCAAAAGAAGAGCCAGUGAACCCAACUCUGGCCUCCUCCACAUAAGGCCCUCAGGACAGCUGCGACCUGAUGCCCUGGCAUUAUCAGGGCACAUAGUGGCCAGAAGUGUCUCCUUGCCGCUGGCCCUCCAUUUUCCAAAAAAGAAGAGCCCUGCUUCUGCCUCUGCCCCUGCCCUCCACUCUGGAGCCGUGGCUGCCGCGUGUCUUUUCGACACCAUCACCGCGGAAGACAAAACACACUUGCCCCCUGAGCAAAGCUGGUCUGUGGAACCACUGCAUCCCCCUGUGAAGAGCGGGCGUUUCAAACGCUUUCGAAAAAGAAUCAGGGAUUGCCUGUGGAGACUUUGUUGCAUCCCCGGGCUCCAAACACAAAAACCCAGUGUACAUCCUCCUAGAACGUGGCUCCCCUGGAAGAGGUUGGAUGAUGAACCCAAUGAACGGAUAGAUGUGCUUUACCGUAAGAAGUUGCAGAAUGUGGCUACCUGGAAAACCAACCAAAAGCUUCUGUAUGCCAUUCAGGAGGGCACUAUCAAUAAGACAAGGGGCCUCAUCUGCAUCAUCUCAAGCAUCUGUAGUAUGGAGUUCUGGCACACACGGUGUGAGCCUCUCCCUACCCUGGUUGACAUCAAGUGUGAUGUGAAGAACCUGAAGGAUCAGAGGCUGUACCAGUACAUGCUGGAGAAGUACCUGACUGGACUAGGGAGUGUGAACCUCGGCCUUGGCCUACACAUGUGCUGUUCUCCUUCCUUGGAUGACACUGCACACCUGCCCAGGAUUUUGCUGAGGCCCCGCCCCCGCGGCCUGCUGCACCCUGAGACCCACCGGCGGGGCAGGCCCGGGCGCUGUGCCUUCGCUCCGCUCCCUCUGCGCCCUCACGCGGUCCGCAGGCUGCGCUGGGUCGCUGAGGGCCCGGCAGGCAGACCUGGCGCCAGGACUAGGCCUGCGCUGCCCUGGGUGAAGGCGCUAGGUGAGCUGCUCAACUCUGCGCAGCUGCGGCGGCUGGAGGAGGACCGUUACCGCGGUGUGGGAGAGUCGCUGUUCCAGCCGCCACUGUGGCUUUACUGGACUUGGCUGCUCCGAUGGAUCCCGCUCUGGAUGGCCCCCAACACCAUCACCCUCAUCGGCCUUGCCAUCAACCUGGUCACCACACUAGUGCUCAUCUUCUGCUGCCCCACGGUCAAGGAGGAGGUAGGGCUGGCCUUUUGUCAGUACUGUUCCCUGGAGCCCUGGGGCCUCCUUCUGAGAGGGCAACACUAUAGGCAUUGGUGGAGCAUGGAGACCCUGUGUAGGAGCAUCCUCUAG
Messenger RNA from Apodemus sylvaticus (European woodmouse), 2373 nucleotides. Its product is annotated as putative sperm motility kinase W. The record is from RefSeq and is a predicted model, not a curated record. Gene Ontology annotation, biological process: intracellular signal transduction; protein phosphorylation. Gene Ontology annotation, cellular component: cytoplasm. NCBI's taxonomy places the organism in Eukaryota, Metazoa, Chordata, Mammalia, Rodentia, Muridae. Gene Ontology annotation, molecular function: protein serine/threonine kinase activity; ATP binding.